GUUCAUGGAAACAGUAGCACGAUAUGAAAAAUUCUUUCUGCUUCAGCAAGAACACAUUCCAAAGGUCCUCAUGGCUUUCCUUGACGAUCGCGGCUUGAGACAUAAACAUCCGACUGUGCGCAGUCGUUGCUCUUACCUUUUUCUACGCUUUGUAAAGACGCUACGCAUGAACCUAAAGCCAUAUACGGAGGUGAUAUUGGAGAAUUUACAGGACUUGUUACAAAUUGAAAGUACGCAAGCAAAUGGUAAUCACGUCAUACUGACAAAUGACGAUAAAUUGUUUAUUUACGAAGCAGCCGGUAUCGUGAUUAUUAUGAGUAAUAUGAAGCCGGAGGAUAAGUUACUACUUAUGAAACGCUUGCUGGCACCAACUAUUGAGAAGUUUACAUUAACAUUUGAGAAAUUAUGCCAAGAGGAGGAUGUGGAGACACAAGAGAGUUAUGCCGAAACUAUCAGCUAUGCCAUUUCACUAGCAAGUCGAAGUAGCAAAGCCUUCCAUACUCAAGCUACGAUGAAACAGCAUGGGUGUGAGGCCUGCUACACAGAAGCCUUGGAAAUCUUUCUUCAAGCUUUGAAUACUCCUCACCAGCACCAGAUCCUACAUUCAGCAGUGCGCCAGUACUUACAUCGAAUGAUUGUCUGCUUAGGUGAGACUGUACUACCGUACAUACCUAUUGCAGUUCAACAUCUCUUAAAGCAGUGCGAGGCACGAGAUAUUCAGGAAUUUAUUCCACUUGUAAAUCAACUCAUUAGUAAAUUUAAGAGGGUCAUUUCCCCCUUCCUACGUGAGGUAUUCAUGCCAAUAGUGACCACUAUAUUCAACGUGCUUGCCCAACCAGCUGACCAAAUGGACAUGCAAGCUCGCAGGGACAAGCAGAGUCUUCAGAAAGGCUAUUUCAAUUUUCUACAAGUGUUGGUGAUUCAUGACCUUGCAGAGGUCAUGUCAAACCAAGAACAGCAAAACUUUGAGCAGAUACUGCUUACCAUUGUGGAAGGAGCAAUUGAGAGUCAAGAUCCUGUGGCACAGAAAACCUGUUUCAAUAUCCUGAAACGAUUGAAUGAUGUUUGGGGAAGUAAGUCAGUCUCCGCAAUGCCCUUCUUUCAUAACUUUCUCUACGAGUAUGUUAUUCCGUCAGUAUUCCGAGCUCCACUGCAUCCAUCGUUCAAUUUUAAUGAUGCCCAGUCUAUAUUGGCCCUUAAUGAAGCUACGCUUUUACUUGUGUCAUUAAAAGAGACAGAGGAACAAACUUUGUUGUCGUUUUUAGAAACAAAGUUCUUACCAGCUCAUCUUCCAAGUCAGAAAGUAUUGGAAUUUAUGAAUGCACUUAAAACAAUGGAAUUAAAACAGUUCAAGAUAUUUUUCAAGAACUUUUUCCAGCAGCUUAGGUGAUGACAGAUGGUGUGUUACCUCUCUUAAAUUAUAAUCCCAGCUGGUCAUGUAACGGUUACAUAGCUUAGCAUAUUUUGACAAUCAGCAGACUAUAUACUGCAUCAAAACCAAUCACUGAAUGCAUUUCUCGGAUGUUUGCAUUUGCAAUAAACCGUAGUGGUUUAACCACAGUGUUUAAUGCAAAAAGAGGAAUCGCAAACAUUUCUGCUUUGAUUCCUGAGUUACUCAAAAAAGGUAACUGUACUUGUUUCAACCUGGCAAACAAAAAUCAGGUCAGGACUCCAACAGGCACAGAGGGAUCUGAUUCAUCAUUUCUCAUCAUAUACUGUACUCUCCUACAAUCUACCAGGUCAUGAGACAACUAGAACUAGAUUUGUUUCUACUGUAUUAUGCAACUACAGGUCUCCCUCCAAAAUUAAAGACUACAUUUGGGACUGGGGUUUCCAUGGUCUCUAUUGGGUUAUUGGUAUUUAAUUAUAAUAAUAAUAAUAAAGAUAAAAAGACAUGUUAAUUUCGGACCACAAAAAAGUGGUCUUUAAUUGGAGAGGACUUACUAAGAGGGAGAUCAUGAAAAGAUAAUAUGUAAAAUGUAUUAUGUUCAAAAAAGUAAUCAAGAAAGCCUGAAGAGACUUAAUACAAAAAAAAUGUUUACAAUUUUAAUUUUUAGCAUGAAGGCUUAUUUUAAACAUACGUUUAGGCCUAGUUAUUUUGGUACCCAUAAAUAUAUUAUGAAUUUCUAUGAUUAUAUUAUGUAUUCUUAAUAUGAGAAUUGUUUUAAAUCCAGUGCUGUAUGUAAUAAAAUAUUAUUUAAGAA
Messenger RNA from Anneissia japonica, 2204 nucleotides. RefSeq names its product exportin-T-like. The record is from RefSeq and is a predicted model, not a curated record. The transcript has 9 exons. Gene Ontology annotation, molecular function: small GTPase binding; tRNA binding. Lineage: Eukaryota; Metazoa; Echinodermata; Crinoidea; Comatulida; Comatulidae. The coding region runs from base 5 to 1390 and encodes 461 amino acids. Gene Ontology annotation, cellular component: cytoplasm; nuclear matrix; nuclear pore. Gene Ontology annotation, biological process: tRNA re-export from nucleus.